UCCACCAGAUCUUUUCAGAAAUUAUCAGACUUUCUCAAUCGUCUCAUUCAUCCAUCACUCAACUACUCUCCCUUCAUCAUGGAUGAACAAGCGUUGUUGCUUCUAAAGGAAGAAGAUGAAGGAAAAAUCAGAAGAACCAGUGUUCCUACUCAGCUCUUAAAGCUAAAACGAACCCAAUGGUGGAUUCUUGUCUUCAUUAGUAUCUUCUUCCUCAUCUCCGCUCAAGCUAUCGCUGUUCUCCUUGGUCGGUUUUAUUACAAUCAAGGUGGAAACAGUAAAUGGAUCUCUACUCUUGUCCAAACCGGUGGCUUUCCCAUUCUUUAUCUCCCUCUUUGUCUCCUUCCUCCGUCUUCAUCACACUCUUCUUCUUCUUCUUGUUCUUUCACUACUCUGCUUUGCAUUUAUCUUUCUCUCGGUCUUGCUAUUGGUUUAGACAAUCUUCUAUAUUCUUUCGGUCUUUCGUAUCUCUCUGCUUCAGCUUACUCGAUUCUAUGUGCUUCACAGUUAGCUUUCAAUGGUGUCUUCUCUUAUUACAUCAACUCUCAGAAAAUCACUGUUUUGAUUUUCUUCUCUGUUUUGUUGCUCUCUGUUUCUGCUGUGUUGGUUUCUCUUGACGAUGAUGAUGAUUCGAAUAAUAGCCCAUCAGGAGAUUCUAAGUGGAGUUACUUAGUUGGGUGUUUCUGUACUGUUUUUGGUUCUCUUAUCUAUUCUCUUCAGCUCUCUCUUAUGCAGUUGUCAUUCGAGAAGGUUAUCAAGAGUGAGACUUUCUCUAUGGUUCUCGAGAUGCAAAUCUACACGUCCCUCGUGGCCUCUUGUGUUGCGGUUAUAGGGUUGUUUGCGAGCGGGGAAUGGAUGCUGUUGAGUGUGGAGAUGGAUGAGUUUCACGAAGGUCGAGUCGUAUACGUCUUGACUUUAGUUGGAACCGCGGUUUCGUGGCAAUUGGGUUCUGUUGGAGCCGUGGCACUGAUAUUUUUGGUGACUUCGCUGUUUUCGAACCUUAUUGGUACGCUCUCUCUCAUUGUUACACCUCUUGCAGCCAUUGCCGUGUUCCACGACAAGCUGACUGAGCUUAAGAUGGUCGCUAUGGUUAUCGCCUUCAUGGGAUUCGCUUUAUAUAUCUACCAGAUUUACCUUAAUGACUUGGAAGUACAAAGAGCACGAGAAGCUCAGGUUGAAUGAUUCUUUAAGGUGUUCUAUUAUUAGUUAAGUGUUUUAGUAAUCUUUCUUAGAACAACAAGCUACUAUUGUUGUAUUGGUUUGUAAUAUUAAUUUAUUGCCGAACGGAAGAAGCUUAUUCAGAUAUUAUUCGUGAUAUAUAACCAGAUACUAGUGUUUGGAACUUUGGAUUA
Camelina sativa (false flax) is the source of this 1349-nucleotide messenger RNA. Its product is annotated as putative purine permease 13. Gene Ontology annotation, molecular function: purine nucleoside transmembrane transporter activity. Gene Ontology annotation, cellular component: membrane. Lineage: Eukaryota; Viridiplantae; Streptophyta; Magnoliopsida; Brassicales; Brassicaceae. The record is from RefSeq and is a predicted model, not a curated record.